Molecule: messenger RNA, 4382 nt
Organism: Anguilla rostrata (American eel)
Lineage: Eukaryota; Metazoa; Chordata; Actinopteri; Anguilliformes; Anguillidae
Gene: qpctla
Product: glutaminyl-peptide cyclotransferase-like a
Exons: 7
Coding region: 1304-2479 (391 amino acids)
Molecular function (GO): zinc ion binding; glutaminyl-peptide cyclotransferase activity
Source: RefSeq, a predicted model, not a curated record
AUGUGUCGCUUCGAAGUCCCAACUGCUCCUGAACUGGUUCAAGUUGCAGGAGCUGAGUCCGUUUUGUUAGCAUGUCAAGAAUGGGUGUUUCUAAGAGAUGUAGCGGAUAGUGUUGGACAUAGACAUAUAUUGGACCCUGACUGCGGAAAUGGAAACAGGCGUUGCUGCGAACGAUGAAUUGCAUUCCCAGUUAUGUCAGGGUGGUCGGUAUUGUGUUAGCUAGCCAGCAGAGUGCUACGGAACUCACUUGUUAGUAUGGAUAAUGGCUAGCUUGUAAUCAGGAGGUCGCGGCCACGCUUAGCUUUAACGUUAGCCAUCAUAUGCCAUCAUAUCCAGUUGUAAGCAUUAUAUAAAUUUUACUAGUCUAUUUACAUUGUUGUUCGUAAUAUCUGCGGUUACUAGCAUUCCGCCAUGGCCCGAAACACAAAGUAUAAUGUUAAUAGCAACGUAGCGGCUACCAUAACAAAUUAUAUUUGCUAACCAGUUUGCUUCAGUAACUUUGUGUCAUGCGUAACGUUGUCGUAAAGGCGCGUGAUGUAGAUCAUGCCUGUUUCAGAGUAGGCAUGUAAACCACAUGCAGCAUUUCUGUGCUAUCUGCCGUAGCCUAAUGGCUCCAUUUAUUGACAGUUUUAUUGGCCAAUAUUAUUUUAACUGCAAAAAGUAAAGUAGCAGGGAGUCGCAACCUAACUGACAUUAGCAACCAGAAGUGGGUGGAAUAGCUUUCUUCUUAUAGUGCCGUUAGCCUACGUGUGAAAUAUUUGUUCUACAAAAGCAGUGACAUUUUCGACCGAAGGACGAUUUUGUAGCCACCUAGGUAAUUGGCUCGGACCGACGACAGAACACUGCAACCGGAAAGAACUAGAGAAGUUUGAAUUCUGCAGAAUAGUUACUAUGUAGCUAAAGUUACAAAAGUGUCAAGGGACACGUAAUGAAUGGACAGUGUGUUGUGUUUUUUCAUUUACCGUAAUAUACAUCACGGAAUAGAAAGACGAUUUCAAACCAAAGUUCAGAACUCGCUCGUCAAGGUUACAAGAAAAUCCUGAAAAUUGACAUGCAUGUGACAUAUCCGGAAAAUUUAGCGAAGUUAAUUUACCUUGUGGCAAAUAAUCUGAAGUAAAAGUUACUGGAUAACUAUAUGCUAGCUAGCGAAGUAGUUGAUCUCGUUUUAUCGAUUUGCUUCUUAAUGACGUGUUACAGAUGCACACGUAGAACAAAGAUUAGGCUGAGCUUCGAAGCGGCUAACCGUGGCGAGAGGGCGUCUUUGGUUCCUGGCCGCCGAUAACCUUGCAAAUUAAAUGUAAAGAUGUCGAAAGGGAGAAGGUACAGGGCGGCUCCUGCCAACAACGGCGGGGGGCUUUCCGUCUGUGACCAGGUGUGGAAACCUCGGCCACGCGUGCUGUUGUGUUGCCUGUGUGUGGUCCUCUCCGUGACGCUGCUGUUGGGGAUUUACUUGUCCAACGACACGAUCGGUACAAACGUGCGUGUCCACUCUGCAGACCUUACAAAAGAAAAGUUGUCUCAUAAGCCCAGUAAGCUGUCCUCGGCGCAGGUGCGGCGGCUGGCAUCUCGGGUGGAUCGGGGGCGGCUGUGGGAGGCUCACCUGCGGCCCAUCCUGGUGGAGCGCUUGCCGGGCACGGCGGGCAGCCAGGCCGUGCGCCAGCACAUCUCCUCUCAGCUGGGUUCCCUGUCCGCCGGCUGGUCUGUGGAGGUGGACUCCUUCCCGUCGCCCACCCCUCGCGGUCAGGUGACCUUCUCCAACAUCCUGGCCGUGCUGGACCCCCAGGCCCCCCGCCGGCUGGUGCUGGCCUGCCACUAUGACUCCAAGUCCCUCCCGCCGCCCCCCGACGACCCGCAGCGGGUCUUUUUGGGGGCCAGUGACUCGGCUGUCCCCUGCGCCAUGAUGCUGGAGCUGGUCACCGCCCUGGACGUGCAGCUCAAAGCCCUCACACAGCAGAAGGCUCCAGUGACUCUCCAGCUGGUGUUUUUUGACGGUGAGGAGGCGUUUGAGGAGUGGACGGCCACAGACUCCCUGUACGGCUCUCGCCACCUGGCUGAGCUCAUGGCCCACACUCCCUACCCGCCUGGGUCCCCCCACAACACACUGCUGCAGGCUGUGGACCUCUUUGUUCUGCUGGACCUAAUCGGUGGUGUAGACCCGCUGUUUGUCAAUCACUUCGAUAACACCGCCCGCUGGUUCGACCGCCUCAUCGCCGCGGAAAAGAGACUGCACAAGCUGGGCCUGCUCUCCUCCCACCCCAGUGAGCAGAGCUACUUCAGGAAGGACUUUUACCUGGGCCCUGUUCAGGACGACCACAUGCCUUUCCUACAGAGGGGAGUCCCGGUGCUGCACAUCAUCACCACGCCCUUCCCCUCCUUCUGGCACACGCUGGACGACACCGAGGAGAACAUGCACCCCCCCACCGUGGAGAACCUCACCAAAAUCCUGGCUGUCUUCCUGGCCGAGUACCUGGGCCUGUGAGCACGCCGCACCUCGAAACCGCAGCCCCCCGCACCCCCGAACACAACAUUAACCGACCUCUCCUGUCUCGCCCGGCAGAACCGCAUACAACCGCGUAUGCUCACUCAACUCACCCCUCCCUGCUCACCGCACACCCAGCCACUGGUCACCUGAGAGAGCCACCCCCCACACCGAGUGGCCUGGGGUGUGGAACAUUGGGUUAUUGUAUAAAGGGGCACAGACGAGGAUUAUGGGCUGGAAACCGUCACGCCCAGUGUUGCCUGGCAACAGGAAAUGACCAGCACCCCUCCCCCUCCUCAAUACCACACAGUUGACGCUUACAUACGCCCUGGAGGCGUGGCACGUCUGCUGCAGACACCAGCAGCUCCAUACCCCCUCAGGACCUGGGAGGGGCCCCUCUGUGAAAACGAGAGAACUCGGAAACUCGCUGCCUUCUGAGCCGCCACCUGUUGUUUGUCUGUUACGGCGCUUAUCUUCUGUCACCGUGGAAACGUUCAAGGCUGCUGCCGUCUGUGUGUCAUGAUGCCAAUUGCCAGCCAAAUGCAUUUUAACCAGGACAGCCCCGGAGGUGUGAAGGAGAAACCAUAUCAAUGUUCCAAUUUCCCAUUGGUUAAUUGGAUCAAGAGUCUUAGAGACAUUGACCAGCAAGAUGCGUAUGUAUAUGAGAGUUAUGAUACCGGACUACGGUAAUCCAAAAGCGUUCUGUUUUCUUACGUCAUUACAGUGCAAUAGUUGACUGAGCCCAGAGCUUUAGCGGUACGCUAGGAACUGUUUGUCCUUUACAUGGACCCUCAGGAAUGGCCAUCAACUUGAAGCUUUCAAAAAGAAAUGUGAAUGUGUCCAUAUUUAAUCUUCAUUUACAAAAUCAGGAGGUAAUGAUAUUAAUGAAAACCAUUGCUACCUUGCCUAAAACCCUACACUGGUGGUUUGGGGUCUCCCACUAGUCAUUCCAAAACACAGUGAUGUCACAGAAGUAGUGAUGUCAUAGAGGUUUUUAUGUGUGGGGUUUUUUCAGCUUCAGAUGGUAGCUUAACUCUGCUAUAGUUGCUUUUUUGCCUUAGCUGUGUGUAGCAUGAGAAUUUGUUGAAGACUGCAGGUUGUUCCAGAAACCAUACUGACAAAUCUUGUGACAGCUUGGAAUUAUUGGCAUGUUGACACAGCCUCUUGCUCCACCCACUCACAUACACGCAUAGCUCAUGGUGUGGGGCAGCUUUUGCCACUUUAGCUAGCAUCUGUUAAUUCCACCUGUCAUUGCCUUAAAUGGUACCUUGGACUGUUUUCUGAAAUAAUGCUUAGUAAACAUUUACCUUGUAAAUGGUGGAUGAAUAUAAUUAGGUUAUUCUUAAUUUUUUUAAAAAACAAACAGUGUUCUGAAAACCGUUGCUAGGCAAUGUGUUCCAAUGGAUACGCCAAGCCAAAGGUCCUUGCAAAGCUGAUUUUCAGUGAUAGUGCAUUUGUCCUGGGUUUUAGUUUCUUUUACUGAUCCUUGGUACCUUUCAAGGGACAUGCAGCUGGCAGUGCAUGAAGGACUUUAAAUCCCAGUUUGUUAAACACACAGCAUAGGCUCCAGUGAAAUGAAUGGCUAUUGAAUGGAGCUGUAAAGGAUCCCAGGUCUGGGAGUAAAAUCCUGCUGCACUAUUUGCAAAUGGGGAAAGAUCCCCUGGAACAAGCACUAAGGAAUCCAGACCCCCUGGAACAUGCUCUAAGGAAUCUAGACAGCCUGGAACAUGCACUAAGGGAGCCAGACCCCCUGGAAUGUGCACUUAGGAGAGCUGCUUAGUCUUUGCUGAACUGCUUGCACCUCUGGCUGUGUUGGGUUUGGCCUGCUUUGCACCCAAGAUAGGCAAGCCCCAAAACUAGCCUCUGCCACAGCGCAGCAUUUAAUAAACUCGGCAGAAAGUGA